Molecule: messenger RNA, 2021 nt
Organism: Salvelinus namaycush (lake trout)
Lineage: Eukaryota; Metazoa; Chordata; Actinopteri; Salmoniformes; Salmonidae
Product: sterile alpha motif domain-containing protein 14-like
Exons: 9
Coding region: 1-1308 (435 amino acids)
Biological process (GO): neuron projection development; actin filament organization; calcium-mediated signaling
Cellular component (GO): actin cytoskeleton; dendrite; postsynaptic density
Molecular function (GO): actin filament binding
Source: RefSeq, a predicted model, not a curated record
AUGUCUGCCACACAGCUGGAGGAGACAGAAAAUGUUUUUGACCUGAACGAGGCCAUCCCAGAGACAGAGCUGCUGGACAACAGCAUACAGAAGGGGCGUGCCCAGCUGUCCGUCAAAGCCAGGAGGCACCGCCCCUCUCGUUCUCGCUUCCGAGACAGCGUCAGCUCCACAGAGGGAGAUGACAGUCUUGAGAGGAAGUGUCUGGACAGCCCAUUGCACUCCGUCCGUUCCCCCCUCCACUCCACCCUGCGAGGAGGCUCCUCCCCUUCGCCUGAUUCGCUCCUCUCCUCGUCCUCCCCUUGUCCCACCUUACGGAGCCCCGUCUUCUCCUUCGACACCUCCUCCUUACGGCGCUCCCCGGAGGAGGGCGGGACAGGGUCGCUAGCCCCUCGGGGGCGGUACCGCCAGCUGACAAAUGCCACGUCUCAGGAGGCCCUGUUGACCACGCCCAACAGCUCUCCCUCCAAGUCGUGUCCCAGUUCGGACUGCUCGCCUGUUUACAUUCGACGGGCACGACGCCCAGACAGUGAGGUGUUAGUUUCAGAAAACAGUCGAGACACCAGCCCGGCCGACCCCGGCAACAACAGCCUUAUCUUCGACAAGAAGACAAAGAGGAGGUUCUUGGACCUGGGGGUCACAUUGAGACGCUCCUAUGUGAGAGUCAGAAAAGACAAGUCAAACAGACUGUCAAUGGGAAGCCGGGAGUCAUCUGAGAGCCCGUCCAGGUCCUCUGGCUCGUUCGUGCCUUUCUCCUGGUUCACUGACAGCGCCAGGGGCUCUGUGUCCUCCGGGGCAACCCCGCCCUGCUCCCCUAAACUGGUCUCACAGGACUGCAGCCCUCGCAAGUCCAACUCUCAGGAGUCUGCCCUGAGUGAUGAGUUCUCUCCGCCCCCCCAUAGUCCCCCCCACGCCUCCAGUGGGACCACAGCCGACUCGUCCUCCCGCUCCUCACAACGCUACCAGACCCUCUCCCAGUCCUCAGACGAGCCUAUUGACGAGCCACUGUGCCUAGUGUCGUCGUGGAGCACCCAGCAGGUGUGCCAGUGGCUGAAAGGGUUGAACAUGGAGCAGUACAUCUCAGAGUUCACUGCCAGGGACAUCGACGGGGAGCAGCUCCUCCUGAUGGAUGGCACCAAGCUCAAGGGUUUGGGAGUGAACAGUUCGACGGACCGCAGUGUCCUGAAAAGGCGGAUCAAAGACAUUCACACAGCAACGGAAAAGGAGCGCAAGGCUCUGGACAAACUGGAACGCCAGAAAGAGAAACAGCGCAAAAAGGAACAGGAACUACGCAGGCUAAACACAAGCUAGACAUAACCACCAGAUGGCGCUAAAUGACCACAGAAAUACUCCUGACUAGAAACUGGUGCUGGGGGACCAUCUCCAACUUUCACAUUAUCAUGAUAGCAUUGAUGCUAAGUGGAGUUUUGUGCAAAACGUUGGAAUUUGCACAUAGACUUUUGUACUGUACCUCCGGUUUGGAUGUGAGGCUUUGAACCCUGUGAUGGGCGGGACAGUGUGUUGUCUAUCACUGACACAUGAUCAAUAACAGAAUGAAAGCUCCAUUAACUUCUUGUCAAACGGCUUUAUUUUAGACCAAGAUCGGAACCCAAAGUGGGCAUGUGAGCGGUGGGUCGCGAGUUAUGAGAAUACAUCUACAAUCACACACUAUUUAUUCUUAAUUUGGGUAGUUGGGGGACAAUUUGGGUCACGGCAGGACUGUCAAUUUCUAAUUUGGGUCCAGAGGUGAAAGAGCUUAAGAACCCAUGUUUGAGACCGAUCAAUCAGUGGUUGACGCAACAUGAUAGGUCCCGCCCAUAUUUGGGUUCACACGUCUCAUUCUUCCUGGCUGUGACAAAUGUGUUCUUCUUUGUCAAUCAGUAAGGUUAUCCACCCUUGUGGAAAAUGACAAAUAUUUUGUUACUCGAAAUGAAUAUGUGUUAUAUGUGACUUCUACACACAUUCAAUGCAUUGACAAAAUCAUACUUUUCCCAUAACUUUUGACUGUACUCGCAUACAGAACA